Messenger RNA from Halteromyces radiatus, 966 nucleotides. Its product is annotated as Endonuclease/exonuclease/phosphatase. The transcript has 3 exons. The record is from RefSeq and is a predicted model, not a curated record. Bases 1 to 966 code for a protein of 321 amino acids. Gene Ontology annotation, molecular function: DNA binding; DNA-(apurinic or apyrimidinic site) endonuclease activity; endonuclease activity. Gene Ontology annotation, cellular component: nucleus. Lineage: Eukaryota; Fungi; Mucoromycota; Mucoromycetes; Mucorales; Cunninghamellaceae. Gene Ontology annotation, biological process: base-excision repair.
AUGCCACCCAAAAGAAAAGUCAACAAUAAUGAUACCACACCAAAUACUGAAAAAAAAGUCAAAAAAUCCACUGCCUUUGUUGCUUUUGAUCCUUCUUUGCCUAAUAAUAUGACAUUUCCUGAUCCUCUGGUGAUAUCUGACGAAGACAAGAAAACUCCAGGAUGUGUUACCAUUGCCUCUUACAAUGUAGCUAGUUUGAAUGCGUGUAUCAAGAAAGGAUUUAACAAAUAUAUUGAUGCUGAGGAUGCCGAUAUUGUUUGUAUUCAAGAAACAAAAGUUAAUGCUCCUGUAUCAACUGCCGUCAAUGAUAAAGUAUAUAAAUAUAGGUAUUGGGCUUUUGAAGAAAAGAAGGGUUAUGGUGGUAUUGCCGUGUUCUCCAAACACAAACCUAGUCAAGUAAUAUAUGGUCUUGAAGGUUAUGAAAGUAUUUCUCGUGGUCGUGUGAUCCUAUUGACCUAUCCAUCAUUUACAUUGAUUGCUUGUUACUCACCAAAUGCUGGUGAUAAAUUGGUCAGACUUGGCGAAAAACAAACAUUUGAUGCUGCUAUGGAAAAACAAAUUCGAUCAUUACAACAAAAAGGUAUUCCUGUCAUUUGGACUGGUGAUUUGAAUGUGGCUCAUGAACCAGAUGAUUUGGCACGACCUGAUUCAAACGAACGAUCAGCAGGAUAUACCAUUGAAGAACGAACAGACUUUACGAAAAUCUUAUCACCUUAUGAAAAAGACCCAUCCGUACCUGGUCUAGUGGAUUCUUGGCGCUAUUUACAUCCUAAUGCAAAAGGACACUAUACUUACUUUAGUUAUAGAUUUCGAUGUAGGGAGAAACUACUUGGUUGGCGCUUGGAUUAUUUUUGUUUGACUCCGGACUUAUUACCCAAAAUGAUCAACAGUUCCAUCAGAUACGAAGUAUGGGGAGCUAGUGAUCAUGUGCCUAUUGUGUUAUUAUUGAAGGAUGUUAGUUUUUAG